This is a messenger RNA of Solanum pennellii, 1892 nucleotides long. Its product is annotated as tubby-like F-box protein 5. The record is from RefSeq and is a predicted model, not a curated record. Bases 410 to 1645 code for a protein of 411 amino acids. NCBI's taxonomy places the organism in Eukaryota, Viridiplantae, Streptophyta, Magnoliopsida, Solanales, Solanaceae. Gene Ontology annotation, molecular function: protein binding. The transcript is spliced from 6 exons.
GUCAUUUUGAGACAUCUGGGUGUGGGAAAACUUUGAUAGAUACGCUCACAGAGAAGCCCCUUUCGUCUUCCUAGCUCCUGAAAUUUUUCCUUCAAUUUGUUGGCGGAAUUAACGGCGGUUUUUCGGUGGUGGUGCCACUGGUGUUUCCGGCGACAUGACAUGAAGUCUAAAGCGUCGCCGAUCCAGUGUUCCACCUCAUUCGCCGCGUUUUUUCCUUCUUCGAUCUCUGCAUCCCGCAGCUUGCUUUCAACGAUUUCAUCUUCUUUGUAACUCGUGUUAUUUAGCUUCAUGUCGGCUCUGCUUUUGGUUUUCGUCGGAGAUAGUACCAAAAUGCUACAAGAUCGCACAUUUUGAUUGUUUUUUCGCUUUCUUAUUCCAAGGGAAGUUGUAGUUGAUGUGAUUGAUAGAAAUGUCUUUGAAGAGCAUUGUUCGUGAGCUGAGGGAGAUGAAAGAUGGUAUAGGGAAUAUAUCAAGGAGGGGAACAGAAAGAAAGCAUUGGAGCAACAGAACCCGGUCACAUAUAGUCCCUGAUGUGGCCCUUUCUGAUCAAAUUGAACAAGGGCAAUGGGCAAAUUUACCACCGGAACUUCUUUUUGAUAUCAUCCGUAGGGUUGAAGAGAGUGAGGCAUCAUGGCCUGCUCGAUCCGCCCUUCUCUUUUGUGCAUCUGUUUGCAAAUCGUGGAGGGAAAUUACCAAGGAGAUUGUUAAGACUCCUGAGGAAUGUGGUAGGCUUACCUUUCCCAUUUCACUGAAACAGCCGGGUCCCCGUGAAUCCCCAAUCCAGUGCUUUAUUAAACGGGACAGAGCUAAUUCAGUUUAUCGUCUCUACUUUGGCAUGACUCCAUCUGAGGAUGAGAGGGAUAAACUAUUGUUGUCUGCCAAAAAAAUCAGAAGGGCAACAAACACAGACUUUGUGAUAUCAUUUGUUGCAGAUGAUUUUUCUCGAGCUAGCAAUAUGUAUGCCGGUAAAUUGAGGUCUAACUUUCUUGGGACCAAGUUCUCCAUACAUGAUAGCCAACCUCCAAGUGAUGCAGCCAUUCAACAAUCUGGUCGUCUCAGUCGGAGAUUUCAUGCAAAACAAGUUUCUCCAAGAGUUCCUGCGUGCAACUAUAGAGUAGCUACCAUUUCGUAUGAACUCAAUGUUCUUCGUACAAGAGGACCUAGGAGAAUGCAUUCUGCCAUGCACUCUAUCCCCUUGUCUUCAAUCCAGGAGGGUGGCAGUGCUCCAACACCUAAAUCAUUCCCACAAUCUUUUGAUGAGAAGUCAUUUUCUGCACCACUUGCAAUAGCAAAGGAGUCAGCUAUGGAUAUCAGCUCCUCUGGCAUUUCAAGGUCAGCAGUAACGGCGACUUCUCAAGAGAUACUUGUGCUAAAAAACAAGGCUCCUAGGUGGCAUGAACAAUUGCAGUGUUGGUGCUUAAAUUUUAAAGGCCGUGUUACAGUUGCUUCUGUGAAAAAUUUUCAGCUAGUGGCAGCAGUUGAUCCAUCUCACAAUAUACCAGUCGCAGAACAAGAAAAAGUAAUUUUACAGUUUGGAAAAAUUGGGAAAGACAUCUUCACCAUGGACUACCGCUAUCCACUUUCUGCUUUCCAAGCUUUUGCAAUCUGCUUGAGCAGCUUUGACACGAAACCAGCCUGUGAAUGAUUUCGUGCAGAUUGCAAAUCAAGAUAAGCUCCCUUUCUUCUCUUUUGUUGCUUAGUAAUGUUCCAAAUUCAUGUAGAGUCCCUGAGAAAGUUCUCAAUGCAUGGCCCUCUGUAUAAAUGAGAAUAUUCGUUGUGCCCUGUGCCAGUUUCUCCAAUAGCAUUCUCAUGUUUACUGUUUCCUUGUACUAAUAUUAUCCUUAAUCUUUUAAAUUUGUUAAUUCAGCUUUUUGCCACGUAAAUUGAGUAAA